AUGUAUUUCCGCAACAUUUUCCUGUCUCUCUUCUUGGUCUUUGUCCUUGGCUUUGCCUUGGUCCAGGCCGAGUCUAAGGAGCCUCGCGGCCCCAAGAUCACUAACAAGGUCUACUUUGAUAUUCAGCAUGGAGACGAAUCUCUUGGCCGCAUUGUGAUGGGCUUGUACGGCAAGACCGUUCCUGAGACUGCUGAGAACUUCCGCGCUCUGGCUACCGGCGAGAAGGGCUUCGGCUACCAGGACUCUACCUUCCACCGUGUGAUCAAGGACUUCAUGAUCCAGGGUGGUGACUUCACCAGGGGCGAUGGUACUGGCGGCAAGUCUAUCUACGGCAACAAGUUCAAGGAUGAGAACUUCAAGCUUCGCCACACCAAGAAGGGCCAACUGAGCAUGGCCAACGCUGGCAAGGACACCAACGGCUCCCAGUUCUUCAUCACCACCGCCAUCACCUCGUGGCUCGAUGGUCGCCACGUCGUGUUCGGUGAGGUCCUCGAGGGUUACGACAUCGUUGACAAGAUCCAGAAUGUGCCCAAGGCUUCUGGUGACAAGCCCAAGGAGGCGGUCAAGAUCGUGAAGAGCGGUGAGCUCGAGGUGGAAGCCGAAACCGAGGACAAAGAACUUGACCAAGAACCGGUUGCUGCCGAUAAGGCCCCCGAGGCUGCUACAACGUCCUAUCCUUUGCAGCCAUUUGUGAUCUUCUUCAUCUUGGUUGCUGUUGUAGGUGUCUGGGCUGCCCGCCGACGUGGCCAGCAGCCACUAGAGAAGGAGCAGUAUGAUGCCUAA
This is a messenger RNA of Penicillium brevicompactum, 783 nucleotides long. Its product is annotated as peptidylprolyl isomerase. NCBI's taxonomy places the organism in Eukaryota, Fungi, Ascomycota, Eurotiomycetes, Eurotiales, Aspergillaceae. The coding region runs from base 1 to 783 and encodes 260 amino acids. The transcript is spliced from 8 exons. Gene Ontology annotation, molecular function: peptidyl-prolyl cis-trans isomerase activity. Gene Ontology annotation, cellular component: fungal-type vacuole; endoplasmic reticulum. Gene Ontology annotation, biological process: protein peptidyl-prolyl isomerization; protein folding. The record is from RefSeq and is a predicted model, not a curated record.